Osmerus eperlanus (European smelt) is the source of this 1276-nucleotide messenger RNA. Its product is annotated as leukocyte surface antigen CD53-like. NCBI's taxonomy places the organism in Eukaryota, Metazoa, Chordata, Actinopteri, Osmeriformes, Osmeridae. Bases 155 to 853 code for a protein of 232 amino acids. The transcript has 8 exons. The record is from RefSeq and is a predicted model, not a curated record. Gene Ontology annotation, cellular component: plasma membrane.
ACACCAUAGCACCUUGAUAACAGAGCAGAAUAGGCAAGUAACAAGUACAGGCAGUAAAAUUAGGAACAUUGCAGCACACUUUAUAAAUUAAGAUCUUUCUUUUUUAAAGGAGAAAACAAUUUCAGCUGACAAGGUUUAAUAUAUACUUUUGAAGAUGGCUCAAACUUGCCUCAAGUGUUUGAAAUACACCAUGUGUUUGGUCAACUUCCUGUUCUUUAUGUGUGGAACAGCUGUGUUUGGCUUCGGACUGUAUAUGAUGAUGAACUCCAAGGUAUCCUCCCUCAUUCCCUCCUUGGCUUCUUUGAACCUGGCCAACAUUCUCUUCAUCAUUGGCAUCAUCAUCACCUGUGUGUCCUUCCUGGGGUUCCUCGGUGCCCUGAAAGAGAACCGCUGUCUCCUCAUCGCUUUUUUCAUCCUGCUGUUUCUCUUGAUGGUGGUGGAGCUGGCUGCAGCCUGUGUUAUGCUGGUUUAUGAGGGAGAGAUUGACAAAUUCUUGCAAGACGAUCUUCAAAGAAGCCUGCAGAAGUCUAUGAAAUCUGAGAAAAGUGGAAAUUCUACCUACUCAGAAGAUGACUGGGAUAUUAUUCAAACAACGUUCAAUUGCUGUGGAAUCUACAAUGCCUCUGACUGGGUGGACAAAAUACCAGGUUCUUGCUGUUCAACACCGGUAACCCCUUGUAACAAAUUGUGGGAAAAGGGUUGUUACACUAAACUGAAGGACUGGUUUGAUGAUAACUUUCUAAGUGUCGGGAUUGGCCUGAUAGUGCUCUGUGUUAUUGAGGUGCUGGGGAUGUGCUUCUCAAUGACUCUAUUCUGUCACAUCAGCCGAUCUGGACUCGGAUACAAAUUAUGAAGCAACUAUUCCACUAACAACACCCCCAUCUGUAAUAUUCAAGUCUUUGUUAAUACAAAUACACACCUAGAAUAAGCCUUUAACAAACAAGUUUAAGGUUUAUAAAAAAUAUAGAUAAGAUAUUAAUGUUUGUGUUAUAAAACAGGUGGUGUGAACAUAUACAGUAAUCAAAAAUAAAUGCUUGGAAGCUUCUCAAUGAUUCAUGGUUGUGAAAUCAAAGAACUUGAGGACAAUUAUAGAGAUUAUUUACUAUCAAAUCGUUUUUUCCUUUUACAUUUACGUGUUUUUUGUUGUGUGAUCAGAGAUAAAUUAUACGGACCACGAUUGUAAAUAUCAUCUGAUUCUUUUCAUGUAAUGCUUUAUUUCUUUCCCUUAAGACCAAAAUGUUGAAACAAAUUAAACAAGUGCGUCAUUUACAUGAUU